Messenger RNA from Prorocentrum cordatum, 2167 nucleotides. The record is from the annotation of a GenBank genome assembly. NCBI's taxonomy places the organism in Eukaryota, Dinophyceae, Prorocentrales, Prorocentraceae.
UGAUGAGGAGGAGCAGUGACCACCAGGAGAUGCGCAAGACUGGGCCAAAGCGGCCAAGCCAUCGCGGCUCGAAAGCUGGGCUUUUGCCCGGGCUGGUCGCUUGCAUUUCCGUUUUAUUGCAGACUAUUUAAUAUCCCCGCCAGCCGCUUCAUGUCGACAGGCCCAAGUGCGAGUUCGGCCUGACAUGGCGGCAGCUGCUCGGCCAGGUCGCCGCUUGGACGAUGUUAUCGAUGACAUCGGUUAUGGCAGAGCCCAGCACAGCAUUCUCUUGUAUGGCGGUGGGAAGUCGGUGCUCAGUGGUGGCGUCGUCUUGAUGCUCAAUGUCGCAGCAAAUUCUAUCAGUAGUGAAUACUCCCUCCAGAAUAUGGAGCGUGGAGCGCUGGUAUCUUGCGUCUUCGUUGGUAACAUGUUCGGAAAUAUCUUCUCGGGCUAUGUGGCUGACCUGUGGGGUCGCCGACCACCUCUCUUGCUGGCCUGCAUGCUCAUGACCGUGGCGACCCUCGCGUCCACGGCUGUGGCUGGCUUCUGGUGGAUGAUAUUCGAGAGCGGCUUCCUGCGCAUUCUGCGCCUCUUGCGGCUGCGGAGCACUUAUUCCGUCCCGGACGUCAGCGACUUCGUUCGACGCCACCCCAGCUUUCAAUUUUCCAGGACGUCAGCGACGCCCAGACUUUUUUUGUCGAAUCUAGAAUUUUCCAAUGACUUCAUCGACGCCCAGUCCCUUAAUUCCAUUUGGAACUCUAGCCUUUACCGAAACGUCCGUGACGCCCCGUUGUUCAAUUUCCUGCUGGAUGUCCGCGGCGCCCAACAUUCAUAUUCCCACCAGGGCGGCAACGACGCCCAGACCUUCAAUUUCCAGCUGGAUGUCAACCACGCUCAUAACUCAUACACGGACGUCAGCGACGUCUUCCCCUACGUGUUCAAGACGACGGUCAGUUCAGCGAGGUCAUUGAAGGUUCUCAUUGCAUGGCGUCCGAAUUCGUAUUGAAACUGGUCAGCACGGCGAGAUCGGCGGCGCUCAACAUGGAGGAGGAUGGUCUACAUUCGCCUGGGGUCGAAGAUUUCGAACAUAUGCCAAUGAGAGGAAACGUGACCGUAACAUCCGCGGCGUCAGCAUUGUGCUAGCACACGUAGAGAAUUCUCUCGCGGCCGACAGAAGCCAGUCCAGAAGGGAGAGACUUUCGAGAAGUUCACCGAGAGUGUGGCACGCCGUCGCCGACGAGGCGCACGCAGGACAUAGUGGCUCUCAUCCGCCUUAUCAUGAUGUGUGUCGCUCUGUCUAUGGGCCUCCUCAUCCGCAUCGGCAUCACCGCGAUGAUCAUCUUGAUGUUCUGCUUCCACCAGAUCGAAAAACACAACAGCUGGGCCAGGGCUGGCUCCCUUGCCUCCUGUAUGGCGCUUGCGCGUGGGCCGCCAACUCCCAGCGAACCAGGCGAGGGGUCCUUGCCGAUGGCACCUCGCCGCCAUCCUGGAGCCGAUGACCAGCGGCUUGGCAGGAGAUGCAAUGUGGAACCGAAAUCCACCGCGUCAGCACUUACAGAUUUAGCAUCGGCACAGUCUGCAUCAGCAGCUUUUUCAUCGCCAGUCGCAGCAGUAACGCCCAGUUCCUUGGCCGCUUUCUGGCAACGAGUUCAGCGACCAUGGCUUUCAGAAGCAGAUCGACGCCUACAGUUCCCCCCCCGGGAUCAACGACUGUGUGAUCAACGAGCACAGCUACACUAUGGAUCACAACGCGUGGUCAGUGUAUGGCAUGUGCAGCGCGUUCACGAAGCACGCGACACAGCUGAAGCGACGUGGCCGAGCAGGUUUCAGCAACGUGCGCUACAGUACCAGGUGGGAUCAGGCGAGCCGCUGGAGGUUCAUCAACGGCCAGCCCAAUCCUUCAGUUGCAGAUGCCGCUCCACGUGGCUGCAUCAUCUAAGUGUUACGUAAGUCCGCAUCCUCUGGGUCAGUCCAUGCACCCGGCCGGCUCUUAUCUCGAUUCGCACAGUCAGUUGCAGGGCUCUUUUUUUAGAGCAUUUCUACCGCAUAGGUGAUGAAGGUCACCCCAGUUUGCUUUUAGGUUGUUAUGUCGUCUUGGCCCGCAAAACUUAAUUUGUGCUUCAGAAAUCGUCUCCCAACCAGCCCAGUCAGAAACCCUGUCCAUGGGACCUGACGGGUACAAAGGGAC